AUGCCGACGCCAGAGCCAGACCACGCCUUCGCAGCUGGCAUCCUCCUCCUCGCCGUCUUGGUUGUUGUGGGCGCCGGCCAUGCUGCAACGGAGUCCGAGGCUGAUGCGCUCCUGGCCUGGAAGGCCAGCCUCGACGAGCCAACCCCCACCACUAUGAGCUCCUGGAACAAGACCGCGCCAGUCUGCUCCUGGCUCGGCGUGUCAUGCAAUGCCGCUGGCCUCGUCGAAUCGCUCAGGCUCCGGGGGCUAGACCUUGGCGGAACGCUCAACGAGCUCAACGCCACAGCACUUCCGGCACUCACCACGCUCGACCUCAAUGGGAACAACUUCGUCGGCGCCAUCCCGGCAAGCCUUUCAAGGCUGCGCUCCCUCGCUGAGCUCGACCUCGGCAGCAACGGCUUCAAUGGCUCCAUCCCGCCGCAGCUGGGCGGCCUCUCUAGCCUCGUUGGCCUGCGUCUUUACAACAAUAACCUCGUCGGAGACAUCCCGCACCAGCUCACCAUGCUCCCUAGGAUCGUGCAUUUCGACCUGGGCGCCAACUUCCUCACCAACCCGAAGGACUACCUCAGGUUCUCACCGAUGCCCACCGUCACCUUCAUGUCACUCUACCUCAACUACCUCACCGGCAGCUUCCCGGAGUUUAUCCUCGAGAGCAGUGACGUCACCUACCUCGACCUGUCGCAGAACAAUGUCUCCGGACCGAUACCGUACUCACUGCCAGAGAAGCUUCCCAACCUCAAGUACCUCAACUUGUCCGUCAAUGCCUUCUCCGGCCAGAUACCGGCGUCUCUGUCCAAGCUGGGGAAUCUCCAGGACCUGCGGAUUGUAGCCAAUAACCUGACAGGUGGCAUCCCUGAUUUCCUUGGGUCCAUGUCCCAGCUGAGAGUUCUCGAACUUGGCAGCAACCUACUUGGCGGGGCGAUCCCAUCGGUUCUUGGCCAGCUCCAAAUGCUGCAACGCCUUGACCUGAAGAGCAACGGGUUGGUUUCCACCAUUCCACCACAACUAGGCAACCUUGGCAAUCUCAGUUUCAUGGACCUCUCCAUGAACCAGCUCACCGGUGUCAUGCCACCCGCGUUUGCCGGGAUGCACAAAAUGCGGGAGUUUGGCAUGUCGUCAAACAAACUCACUGGUCAGAUUCCGCCAUCUCUGUUCACGAGUUGGCCGGAGCUCAUAGUGUUCACAGCGUUUGGAAACUCGUUCACUGGGAAGAUCCCAUCGGAGCUCGGCAAGGCAACCAAGCUAGAUAUCUUGUAUCUCUUCAGCAACAACCUAACCGGCUCUAUCCCAGUAGAGCUUGGCGAGUUGGUGAGCCUGAGUCAGCUGGACUUGUCCGUGAACUGGCUCACCGGUCCGAUUCCCAGCUCGUUGGGUAAACUGACACGGCUCAGGAGGCUGGCCCUCUUCUUCAACCUGCUCACCGGAACGAUCCCACCAGAGAUCGGCAACAUGACUGCGUUGGAAGUCUUGGACGUCAACACCAACCAUUUGGAAGGCGAGCUGCCCACCACCAUCACAUCACUCAGGAAUCUCCAAUACCUCGCCCUGUUCGACAACAACUUCAGCGGCCCUGUACCGCCAGACCUUGGGAAGGGGCUGAGCUUGACAGACGCGAGCUUUGCGAACAACAGCUUCUCUGGUGAACUACCACAAAUGUUGUGUGACGGCCUUAUGCUACAGAGCUUCACAGCAAACCACAACAACUUCAGCGGCCAGCUGCCGCCGUGCCUCAAGAACUGCACAGUCCUAGUCCGUGUGAGAUUGGACCAGAACCAAUUCACCGGCGACAUCUCCGAGGUGUUCGGUGUCCAUCCCAGCUUGGACUUCUUGGAUGUCUCGGGGAAUCAGCUGACAGGCCAGCUGUCCCAUGAUUGGUCACAGUGCACCUAUCUAACAAUUCUAUCCAUUAACAACAAUCACCUCUCUGGAAACAUCCCUGCAGCCUUGUGCGGACUGACCUCCCUCCAGUUACUGGAUCUAUCAAAUAACCACUUCAUUGGUGAGCUCCCAAGUUGCUGGUGGAAACUAAAAGCACUGGUAUUUAUGGAUGUGUCCAGCAAUAUAUUUUGGGGUAAAUUUCCUGCCUCAACGAGCUUGGACGAAUUCCCCCUCCAAUCACUUCAUCUUGGUAACAAUAGUUUUUCUGGGGAUUUCCCAUCUGUCAUUGAGACCUGUUGUAGAAAGCUCAUCACACUAGAUCUUGGGAACAACAUGUUCUUCGGUUCUAUUCCUACUUGGAUUGGAGCAAGUGUCCCUCUUCUAAGAGUUCUGAGCCUCCCAUCCAACAGUUUCAGUGGUGUCGUUCCGUCUGAGAUAUCCCAACUGUCUAAUCUGCAAGUACUUGACAUGUCCAACAAUAACUUUACUGGAUUCAUCCCAGGUACAUUCCGCAACUUAUUGUCCAUGAUGAAACAAAUGUCCCCUUGGACAGUAGAAUCUUCUGAAAGGCAUGAUGUUGUCCAACUGAGCCGGAUUUCCAUAUUUUCUCGGAGGACCGAGCCCCCCAAUAACCGGUCACCACUGAAUGAGUACCGAGACAGAGUUAAUAUUUUCUGGAAGGGCCGCGAGCAAACUUUUCAAAAAACAAUCGAGCUAAUGACAGGCAUCGAUUUAUCAAGCAAUCUACUUGCCGGGGAUAUUCCAGAGGAGCUAACAUACCUUCAAGGUCUCCGAUUCUUGAACUUAUCCAGAAAUCAUCUAUCAGGCAAUAUUCCAGCAAGCAUUGGCAGUUUAGAGCUCCUGGAGUUCCUUGACCUCUCAUGGAAUGAACUAUCAGGUGCUAUCCCUCCCAGCAUCUCAAAUUUGCCCUACCUCGGCAUGUUAAAUCUCUCCAACAACCACUUAACGGGCACCAUACCCACCGGGAGUCAGCUACAGACACUUGUAGACCCAUCGAUUUAUGGCAACAAUCUGGGGCUUUGUGGCUUCCCGUUGAGCACACAUUGUUUGGAUGAAAGAAGUCAAGACCACAGACGACCUGGAAGUGAUGUGGGAUUGUGUUACUCUGUAAUUCUCGGUGUUGUUUUUGGCUUUUGGCUUUGGUUUGGAGCUCUGUUUUUCCUUGAGCCAUGGAGAGUUUCCUUCUCCCAUUUUCUUGAUAAGUUGUGCAGUAAGUAA
This is a messenger RNA of Triticum aestivum (bread wheat), 3117 nucleotides long. RefSeq names its product probable leucine-rich repeat receptor-like protein kinase At1g35710. The record is from RefSeq and is a predicted model, not a curated record. Lineage: Eukaryota; Viridiplantae; Streptophyta; Magnoliopsida; Poales; Poaceae. Bases 1 to 3117 code for a protein of 1038 amino acids. Gene Ontology annotation, molecular function: protein binding. The transcript has a single exon.